AUGUUGCGUUUCCCCUUCCCACCGGUUACGCCGUUCCUCUUCUCGGCCCUCGUCGUGGGCGGCCUCACCUCCAAGGCCCUGCAUCUUGCGCUGCAUUUCAGCUCCCUUCCUUUCCUUUAUUUCGUUCUCUACUCGCCGACGCUCGUGCUGCCCGAUGUGCUGGUCAUUAUCUGCGUGCGAUGGCUUCUCCAAUAUCCAGUACCGGAAACCCGAUGGCAAUGGGUAUCUACAGUGAUUGGGGCAUUCUUGUGCCUGGCCACCUGGGGUGCGUGCUCCAUUCAAAUCGGGUUUUUCAUGCAGACAGGCGCCGAAGUCUCCUGGUCUGCCAGCAACUCCUUCAUCAGUGAUCCCGCGGCCAUGAAGAUCCUGCUGAGCGGCAUCUCGACCGUCUCCGCCGCCGGAACCGUGUUGGGCUUGGUAGCUUGGCUAGCCCACUCGCAGCUAUACUACUGGGUUGGGAUAGGCCUGCAUAGCCUGCGAGAAGUCUGUCUGGGCGGCCUGAGGGCGCCGCAGAGGCUCCCGGCGACCAUUCGUUCGCUUUCUUCCAAACCGCGCAUUCCGGCAAUUGACCCGCGCGCGCUUCGUCGUAUCCUGCCCGUCACCGCCGCUUGCGUUUCGCUUUUGUUUUUGGAGCUCACGAGGCCGUCGGUGCCAUACGACCAUCUCUCGGGGGCGCUUCCGGUCACGCUUCUGGAUGCGUUUCACUCCAAAGCCAAUGUGGCUAAGGGCUGUCGUACUCCUUCGCUUCCGUUUCCCCUGUGGGAGGAGGAUAGCAGGGCGUCAUUCCAUCAUAUAGUCAACCCGGAAGAGGAGGAGGUGGAAUGGAUACGGCCAGCGUGGCUUCCGUUGAAUCCAGGCCCGGGGUUCAGACGCUUGGAUACUAGCCCUGCCGAUCUCCGAGAGGCCGAAAACCACUAUGCCUAUGUUUGUGGAGAUCAAGGAGGCUACUAUUACCCGGAAAAGGACCCGCUUAAGAUUUCCAAUCUGGACGGCGACGUUUUCGAGCCCCUACAGAAAGCAUUUCAAGAUCACCCCGUCGAGAUCGAGCAUAUCAUACUUUUGACACUUGAGAGUGGACGCAAAGAUAUGUUUCCUGUGCAGCAGGGAACUCCGCUAUUUGAGGGUCUGCUCGCCUCACAUAAAAAGGCGAACUACGACGAGGCGAUCGACCGGCUGGUGGGCGCGACUCCCGUGGCGCAGAUGCUGACGGGCGAGUACGCUACGGAUAGCAAGGGCAAGCUUGUCGAUCUGAGCAAUGCCACUUGGCAAGAUUCUGCAGCAGAAGGCAUGGGUGGGCUCAACGUUCGGGGCGCCGUGACCGGCAGCUCCUUGACCUUCAAGAGCUUUCUCAAUAGCCACUGUGGUGUGAAUCCGUUGCCUGUGGAUCUGUUGGAAGAGUCUUUGCUUGAGAUCUACCAGCCAUGUCUGCCGCAGAUCUUGGAAUUGUUCAAUGAACUCAAGAAUCGGGGCAACAAGACCUUGAUGAAGUCCGAGCCGUUCAGCAAUCCCUGGAAGUCGGUGUUCCUGCAGUCCAUCACCGAUGACUAUGACCGCCAAGAUAUCCUGAAUGAUCACAUUGGAUUCAAGCACAAGGUUGUCAAGAAAACGCUGGAGGCAAAGAAUGCGAAACACAAGCCCGAUGGCGAGGAGAUCAACUAUUUUGGCUAUGCCGAAACCGAACUGCGGCCGUAUAUCCAAGAUUUGAUAGACGAGGCUGUCCACAACAACACGCGCCUGUUUCUCUCUCACGUCACCAGCACAACACACCACCCGUGGAGCACACCGGAAAACUUCACUAAAGAGCCCUACGUGGCGGAUCAGGGCAACAUAAACCAUGAUCUGAUGAACAACUACCUAAAUGCGGCGCGCUUCGUCGAUAACUGGAUUGGUGACAUUUUGGGCAUGCUUGAUGAGUCUGGCAUCGCGAAUCAGACCCUGGUGGUCGUGGUUGGUGAUCACGGCCAAGCAUUCGGCGAGGACGACCGUGACCACACUGGUACCUACAACAAUGGCCAUGUCAGCAACUAUCGCGUUCCCUUAAUAUUCCGUCAUCCGCAAAUGCCCCGAGUCGACAUCGCCGCCAACGCAACCGCCCUCAGCAUCCUCCCGACCAUCCUAGAUCUUCUCGUUCAGUCCAAGUCACUCCCUGCAGGUGAUGCCGCCAUUGCUGCUUCUCUGUUGCCCGAAUACCAGGGCCAGUCACUUCUACGACCUUUCCUUUCCUCAAUCGAAGAGCCACCCCACCACCACCUAGAUACAGGCUAUAUCCCCGAAAGCACCAACCCGCAUUUCGGCGAAGAGGUCAACACCACAAUCUCAACAUCAUCGCACGUGAAACGCUCCUCCGAUGAGCGCGGGUCCCAUCGCAUGGGCCCUUUGAGACGUUCUGCCUGGAACAUGGGCAUGGUCAACGCGGGUGGCGCUAUGAUGGUUGUGUCUGCCGCCGACGUCCCCUACCGCCUCAUCCUCCCCAUGAAGGAAGACUUCGAGUACCGCUUCACCAAUGUCGGCGUAGACCCCGGCGAGAAAGACCCCUUAUCCUCAUGGUCUCUGGAUGACUUGGUCGAAGACGUCUAUGCCAAGCACGGGGAAGAUGCAGCCGCGUGGCUCCAGGACGCCGAGAAAGUCGGUGUCUGGUAUAUCAACGAGCAGAAACGCAUCUGGGGGUGGCGCGAUGCCUAG
Molecule: messenger RNA, 2682 nt
Organism: Penicillium lagena
Lineage: Eukaryota; Fungi; Ascomycota; Eurotiomycetes; Eurotiales; Aspergillaceae
Product: Alkaline phosphatase-like alpha/beta/alpha
Exons: 2
Coding region: 1-2682 (893 amino acids)
Source: RefSeq, a predicted model, not a curated record